Molecule: messenger RNA, 183 nt
Organism: Pestalotiopsis fici W106-1
Lineage: Eukaryota; Fungi; Ascomycota; Sordariomycetes; Amphisphaeriales; Sporocadaceae
Exons: 1
Coding region: 1-183 (60 amino acids)
Source: RefSeq, a predicted model, not a curated record
AUGAACAUCCCAUCCUUCAACACUCGCGAGAAGUCCGCCGAGGACGCCUACAUCCGCAAGCGCGAAGCCGAGAAAGCUGCUGCUGCCUCGGCCGCCAAGCAGCAAAACGCUGGCGCGCAGACUACUACCCAGGCCAAGACAUCAUCACAGGCAGGCCAGAGCACACAGAGCAGUGCCAAGUAG